This is a messenger RNA of Trichoderma reesei QM6a, 3036 nucleotides long. RefSeq lists its product as uncharacterized. Lineage: Eukaryota; Fungi; Ascomycota; Sordariomycetes; Hypocreales; Hypocreaceae. The transcript has 2 exons. Gene Ontology annotation, molecular function: ATP-dependent chromatin remodeler activity; ATP binding. The record is from RefSeq and is a predicted model, not a curated record. The coding region runs from base 1 to 3036 and encodes 1011 amino acids.
AUGCCGGCAGAUGUCAUUGAACUCUCAGAUGACGGGGAUACGGCUUCCCUUUCCGAGGACGAGGAUGGCUUCGAGGGACCCGCCCGUAACCUUCCCCGGAAGCGCAAGAUAGCGCUCGAGUUCACGGAAAAGGUUGAAUGGACGGAUGAUUCAGACAGCGCGCCUCUGAGGCCGAAGAAGCGAAGAGCGAGGCGCAAAUCUGCCAAGCAGAAGAAAGCCGUUAGGAGUGAUGUCGGUGGAGACCAUCUGGAGGACGACUUGGACAUUGCGGACCUGCCAGACUAUCUGAUUGAACGGAGACGAGCCUUCGAUGCUCAGCGCAAGCUCUAUCACGAAUCAGCCCUGAUGCUGCCGCCAGACUACACAGAUAUUGAUUUCGACGAGUCCAGUAGCCUCAGAGAGCUCAAGGAGCGGCCAAACUUUGACCCAGAAAGUGGCAUCAAACCGUCUCGCCCCUACCACGACAUCGAGCUUCCCCAGUCAGGCGGCCUCAUCCCCGCGUCAAUCGCUCAGUACCUGCGAGACUACCAAGUGGAUGGAGUUCGGUUUCUGCACAAAAAGUUUGUGUACCAAGAGGGAGGCAUCUUGGGAGACGAUAUGGGCCUCGGCAAGACGGUCCAAGUGGCUGCUUUUCUGACAGUGGCCUUUGGGAAGACGGGAGACGAACGAGACGACAAACGCUUGAGGCAUAUGCGACUUCUUGGAGAGAGAUGGUAUCCCAAGAUACUCAUUGUGUGCCCGGGAUCUCUUAUUGCAAACUGGAGGAACGAGUUGAACAGAUGGGGUUGGUGGCACGUCGACAUCUUUCACGGAGCCAACAAGGACGACGUGCUUGGUGCGGCCCGGGCUGGCAUGCUGGAGAUCAUGAUCACAACGUACGAGACUUACAAAAACUCUCGCAGCUCCAUCAACAUGGUCCAGUGGGACGCCAUCAUCGCUGACGAGUGUCACCGCCUCAAGGACCGCUAUUCGGAAACCACCAAAGCAAUGCAGGAGGUGAACGCGCUCUGCAGGAUAGGCUUAACAGGAACAGCCAUCCAGAACAAGUACGAGGAACUUUGGACAUUACUGGAUUGGACCAACCCGGGCCAUUUCGGCACCAAAGCGGAGUGGUCUCAAACCAUCACGAAGCCCCUGACAGUUGGCCAGUCCCAUGAUGCAACAGUUGCACAGCUGAGCCUCGCAAGGCAGACGGCAAAGAAACUUGUCCAAAACCUCCUUCCGCGGUACUUUUUGCGCCGUAUGAAGUCUUUGAUCGCUCAUCAAUUACCGAAGAAAUGGGACCGAGUCGUCUUUUGCCCCCUCUCAGACUUGCAGAUGGAAGCAUAUGAGAACUUUCUCCGCAGCAAAGAAGUCUCCAUCAUAAGAACCGCUUCGGAAGACUGCGAGCACGGCGGCAAGAAGGGCUGGUGCUGCGAACAGUAUCUCCCAAGCGGCAAACGCUGGCAGAGCAGGGUCUUCCCCAGCAUGAUGACGUUGCAAAAGCUGGCCAACCACCUGACUCUGCUGGUGCCGAUGACGACGGAUCUAGAAGAGAGGCACGAACAAGAACUUGCGACGCUCCAGACCUGCAUGCCGGACACAUGGAGAGUGCUGUAUGAGAAGCGCGAUCGGAUUAGUAACCUGGUCAACCCGGAGUUUUGCGGCAAAUGGAAGAUUCUCAAGAGACUGCUCAAGUUCUGGCACGGGAGCGGCAACAAAGUGCUCGUCUUCUCUCACAGCGUGCGGCUGCUUCGCAUACUGCAGCAUCUAUUCACCAACACGAGCUACACCGUGAGCUAUCUCGACGGCUCUCUGAGCUACGAAGCACGGCAGGAUGUGGUGGACACGUUCAACUCCGAUCCCACGCAGUUUGUAUUCCUCAUAUCAACCAAGGCCGGUGGCGUAGGGCUGAACAUUACUUCGGCGAACAAGGUCGUUAUUAUGGAUCCUCACUGGAAUCCCGCGUAUGACUUACAGGCGCAAGACCGAGCCUACCGAAUUGGCCAGACCCGCGACGUCGAGGUCUUUCGACUCAUCUCUGUGGGGACGAUUGAGGAAAUUGUUUACGCUCGCCAAAUAUACAAGCAGCAGCAGGCCAACAUCGGAUAUACCGCGUCGUCUGAGCGGCGGUACUUUCGUGGCGUCCAGCAAGAUACCGAGCGAAAGGGCGAAAUCUUUGGGCUCUCCAACAUUUUCACCUACCACAGUCACAUGGGCUUGCUUCGCGACAUCGUGAACAAGACGAAUAUUGCAGAGGCCAAAGCCGGAGUGCACCUGGCUGAUGUUGACAUGGAAGAGGCAGCCAAAGAAGGAGAAGACCUGGGGGUCGUGAAACAGGAAGAGACCACCGAUUCGGAGGAUGGUGGCCUGAGCCAGCUGGCUGACUUGCUCACGUCCAGCGACCAGGCAAAGACGCUUGAAUCGCUCAAGUCGGGCCAGCCGAAAAGUGACGCUGUGCAGGCCAUUCUCUCAGCUGCCGGGGUGGAGUACACGCACGAUAACGCUGAAGUGAUUGGGUCUUCCAAGGUGGAGGAGCAGCUCUCACGGCGGGCAGAGAUGAGGCUGUUUGACGAGGGAGACCUUGCCGGUCAGACAACCUUGUUUGCUGACACGGAUGACGAGACUGAUGGCGAAGGGUUGCAUAGCACAUACAAGCCGCCGCAAGAUGUCUGUCUGCGGCAAUUUUGCGAGAUGGCGAGGGAAUUCGGCUUUGCCAAUGCCACGGACUUUGCCCUUAUCGUGGAGAGUUGGACGACAGAAGAGAGAAGGAACUGCUUGAAUCUAUUCUAUAAGAGACGCGAGGCUAAGCUGGAACGAGAGGCAUCUCUUGAUACAAAGGAGGGUAUUGCCAGUCCGGCACACGAGCCAAAACUGGAGGCGAUCAAGGAGGAGUUCGAGAAGGAUGAGGCAAGAAGCGGGGCUGAAAACGUCAAGGACGACAAACUGCGUGUCAAGCGAGAAAUUGCUGCGGAAACGAAGUCGGUCUCGGUGGACAGCAAAUCCAAGAGGGUGUCGAUUUUCAUCUCGGACGAUGACGAUGACGACGAGCUCUGA